ACCCGCUUGACAUGUGGGUCAUGGACUCUGGUGCUGCAUGGACAAUGACACCACGCAAGGACUUGCUGGAUGCUGUGCGAGCGCCUCCUAUCUCUGAAGUGCGCUCAGCAUCCGGACAUGCAGUGAAGGUCGCUGGAGUUGGUCGAGCUGCAUUCAGAGCACCUGAUGGUGGACUGGUUGUGCUGAAGGACGUGUUACUCGUACCGGGGCUGAAGGCCAAUCUGAUAUCGCUGCGCAAGCUAGGCCAGGCCGGAGUCAGCACCACCACCAAUGGAUCCAAAACAUUCAAGGGGCUGCGAGGAGAUCGUGUGUUAUGGGAUUUACACGAAAGCAGAGAUGUCUUCAGAUCCAUGUGGCAGAUCCCUGCACUGAUAUGGGAAUCAACAAAGAAGGAGUUGGGAGAAGUAAAGGCGGGAUCUGGAGUCCAGGGGGAGUGUAAUGCAGUUAGUGCUGCAGGAGUGACGGUUUCUGCAAGGUCGGGGGAGACUGAUUGGGAAACCGCACACAGGCGUCUAGGGCAUGUGGCUAUGCCAUUGCUGCAGCAACUGCAUAAGGAAGAAGCAGUAAAGGGGCUGAAGCUUUCUGGGCAACCAAAUGAUACCAAGUGCGAGACGUGUCUGCUGAGCAAGUUCACACGGUUCCCCUUUUACGGCGUAGCUGGGAAAAGCAAGGCAGCACUGGAACUGGUGCACAUGGACCUGGUAGGACCUUUUCCAGUCCGAGGAAGUAAGGGGGAAAGGUACUUCCUGACAAUAGUUGAUGACUGGAGUCGGCUGAUGUGGGCAUACCCGUUGAAGCAGAAGGAUCAUGCUGCCUCAACAAUACGAGAUGAUUGGCUGCCGUUCGUCGAGCGACAAUCUGGGCACCCAUGCAAGAGCAUCAGAACCGACCGAGGUGGAGAGUUUCUAGGAGGAGAUCUGACUGCGUGGCUCAAGAAACAAGGCAUUGAGCAUCAGCUAACGACGUCCUAUACCCCUCAGUCAAAUGGCGUUGCUGAGAGGGCUAAUAGGACCAUCCUGGAAACUGCGCGAGCGCUGCUGAUCGAAUCAGGGCUGGGGAACUCCAUGUGGCCUCAUGCGGUGAGGCAUGCUACAGUGGCAAGGAACCGCGUACUCACAAAGGUGGCUGAUGAUAUGUGGGUGCCGCUGGAGAGGUGGCUUGGAAAGAAGCCUCCAGUGGACAUGCUUCGAGUGUUCGGAUGCAUGGCAGUGGCGCAUGUCCCUAAACCGUACAGGACAAAGCUUGGAGCAUCUGCACUUUGGUGUGUGCACCUUGGGCUUGCGGCAGAGAGCAAGGGGUGGCUACUCUGGGAGCCCUCAAAGAAUGUGCUGUUUGACAGUCGGGAUGUCAAAUUUGUGGAGAACAUCAUGUAUGGCAAGUGGGAGAAGCAGCCGGAGGCAAGGGUCACCCAGCAGCUGGAAGAGAUCACUAUGCACUUCGAUCUGUCCGAACCUGAGGACAGCGAAGUCACUGCGCCAACGGCAAGCGGUACUGAUGAAGGAAGCAAUGAGGAUAUUGCAACUGAUGCUGAAGUCAAGGAUCCGGAGCAGCAGCAGCAAGAGGCUUCCAAAACACGAAGUCUGCCAAAGCGAAGGAAACAGAUUGGUGGGGGGACAAAGGAUUGGGUGAAGGUGAAAGAAUGGGUAAGUCCAACCAUCUACCCUGCACGUACCAGAAUGGCAACGAGAAAGCUGCUGAGCUCCACAAGUGGAGGAGCCACAACUGAGCAGCAGGAACAGGCUCAAGGCGAAGAUGCGGUGCUGUUAUUGGGUGAUGACCAAGAGUCAGAUGACGAGGAGCCGGCAUACUGCUUUUACGCACCAAUACAACCUCCGAGCAUGGAUCAUGCGCUAGCCGGGCCUCAACGGGGGAAGUGGCUCGUUUCAAGAGAUGCAGAGUACAACAGCCAGAUGGAGAAUCACACAUGGGACCUGGUGUACUUGCCAAAUGGGAAGAAGGCAAUACAGUGCAAGUGGCUGGCAAAAAUCAAGACGGAUGAGAAAGGAGAGCCAUCAGUUUACAAGAGCAGGCUGGUGGCAAAGGGGUUUCAGCAGAAAGAGAAGGAAGAUUACAAAGAAGUGUUUGCCCCAACUGCUAAGUCUCCAACGCUACGUGUGCUGCUGGCGGUAGCUGCUGUGCGCAAAUGGAAGGUGAAGCAGAUGGACAUCGUAACCGCUUUUCUGUACGGCAUUGUGGAAGAGGAGGUGUACAUGGUUCAACCACCUGGCUAUGAGGAUGGAACCGGUCGUGUCUGCAAACUUAACAAGGCCAUCUAUGGCUUGAAGCAGGCCCCGAGAUGCUGGUACAACAGGCUGGCCAGUGCACUAGAAGGGAUUGGAUUUCGUGCGAGUGCAUGCGACGAGAGCCUAUUCCUGAUGGGAGAGGGGGAGUCACUUGUGCUUCUGCUGGUGUACGUGGAUGACAUCCUGCUCUUCAGCAGCAGUGACAAGGAGAUCGAUGGGGUGCAGCGGAAGCUCACAGAGCAGUUCAAGUGCAAGUCACUUGGAGAGGCAAGGUACUACCUGGGAAUGCACAUUGAGCGGGAUACUGAACGUGGCUGGCUCAAACUGCAUCAGGGACAGUACAUCAACACCUUGGCUGAGAAGUACUCUCUGCAGGAAGAACGGGAAGUGGUCACACCUUUGCCUUCCGAGUUCAAACUCAUAAAGACAGCUGAAGGAGAAGGAGUUGAGAGUGAAGACCAGAGGCAAUUCCAAUCCAUGGUCGGGAGCCUACUCUACGCUGCUGUGCAUACUCGGCCGGACAUCAGCUAUGCUGUGGGACAGCUGGCUCGAGUAGUGCAAAAUCCAACAGAAGAGCAGUGUGGUGCAGCGGAGAGAGUGGUGCGCUACCUCAAAUCAUACCCUACAGUGGGAGUACAGUAUUCAGCCUCUGCUCAACUCAGUCAAAAAGGAGUUGAAGUCCUCAAAGAGAAGGGGGAGCAGCUCGGAGAAGGAAAGGUGUUCCUUUCCUGUUUUGCUGAUGCCACGUGGGCUUCUGAGCAUGAGGAUUCAUCAUCAGUUGGUGGAUACAUCUGCAUGGUGGGAGGUGGGCCUGUAAGUUGGAGGUCCAAGAAGCAGUCUGAGACGGCACUAUCUUCAGUGGAAUCUGAGUACAUGGCGAUGUUUCAUGCGGCAAAAGAAAUCAUCUGGCUAAGCAGGCUCUUGAAGGAGAUCGGCCAUGAACAGAUUUGUGCGACACCUCUGUUCAGUGAUAGCAAGGGAGCCAUUGCCAUGGCACGCAAUGCAGUUCUUCAUGGGGUCCUUCCCUUUCAUCCUUCCCUUCCUACCCCACCUUCCAACUGUGCUUCAAUGCCUUUUCUAUCAGGCCUCUGAACUUGUAAGCUUCAAUUAUAGUGAC
This is a messenger RNA of Closterium sp. NIES-67, 3360 nucleotides long. The record is from the annotation of a GenBank genome assembly. NCBI's taxonomy places the organism in Eukaryota, Viridiplantae, Streptophyta, Zygnematophyceae, Desmidiales, Closteriaceae.